This is a messenger RNA of Thunnus maccoyii (southern bluefin tuna), 1332 nucleotides long. RefSeq names its product proteasome activator subunit 3 interacting protein 1 (gene psme3ip1). Gene Ontology annotation, cellular component: nucleus. The transcript has 8 exons. Bases 116 to 898 code for a protein of 260 amino acids. NCBI's taxonomy places the organism in Eukaryota, Metazoa, Chordata, Actinopteri, Scombriformes, Scombridae. The record is from RefSeq and is a predicted model, not a curated record.
CGGAAAGAAAAGUCGGAACUAAAGACGCACGUCGGAAAUCGCGACGAGACAUUUUUAAAGUGACACAAAACGUCAUUGAUUUGGAGUAUCGACUAGCCGAGCUUGGUGUGUUGUAAUGGCAGGGGGAGGGACAGCCGGCGUCGACCUCAGCAGGAAGUUUGUUUCGGAAGCAGAGCUUGAUGAGAGGAGGAAGAAGAGACAGGAGGAAUGGGAGAAAGUCAGAAAGCCUGAUGACCCAGAGAACGCCCCAGAGGAGGAGUAUGACCCACGUUCCCUCUUUGAGCGACUUCAGGAGCAGAAAGACAAGAAGCAAGAGGAGUUUGAGGAGCAAUUCAAAUUCAAGAACAUGGUGAGGGGAUUGGACGAUGAUGAGACCAGCUUCCUGGACGAGGUCUCCCGGCAACAGAGUCUGGUGGAGAAGCAGCGCAGGGAUGAGGAGAAGCAGGAACUGUUGGAAUACAGAAGUGCUCUAGCGAAGCAAGCGUCCGCUGACGGCCGCUCCGAGCCUGAAAAGAAGUCAGCACCUAAACAUUCAGGGGCGGAGCAAAGGACCAGCCACCUGUCUCAGGCCCAUUUAUUGGCUGGAGCUGUCAAGAGACGCAGUUCGUCCCAGUCGUCAGACAGCAGUAAGAAACAGAAGGUGGAAAUCACAUCGGCAACAACAGGAAACGGAGACAGACACACAGAACAGGAGGGAGGAGCAGGAGGAGAAGCAAGGGGAGCUGAAAAUCAACAAACAGUCCCCGGCCUGACGGCGAAGACCCCCCCGGCUCCCCUGAGCUCCGGUCAAGGCGUGUUACAUCUGCCAUCAGCAGCCGUGUGUGUUGGAGUUUUACCAGGACUCUGGGUUUAUUCCGGCAGCAGCGACUCUGACAGCAGCUCGGACAGCGAAGUUUAAGCCGAGCAACCAAUCCCGCACUGCCUACCCCGACGACAUCCCGCCCCCCCUACACCCCCCUCCCAACCCAAGCCACAGCGACUGCAAGCUGUGCUUUUGGCUGAGGGAACAGUGAUUGACAGCUGUGGAGCAAGGAAGAGACUGCUUAGACUGUGUCACAUGACUCACACCUUUUUUAGCUAUGAGCAGCAGAGGAGAGCGGAGAGAGAGAGCUGGGGCAGGACGCUUCUCGCUCUCCUCGGGUUAAAUGCAAAGUCUGAAUUAUUUUGAACAUAUUAUUUGUGUGAUGUAAUGUGUUUUCUCAACAGUAGUUUGUUUCAAAGUCACAUCGUUGAGAGAUGCUGGACUGUUUGCUGCUGUCUCAGGCGUUGGAGCUUUGUUUUGUUGGUCGAAGUCUGAGCAAAGUGAAAUAAAGAGCUUUCCCUUGUACUGUG